GCCACUUCCCCUCAUUAAGCCAUGGAGUCCAACCCUUCUUCUCCUUCUUCCCACACACACCCAAACCAUGGCGGACCGAGACCGAGAUCGAGACCGAGACCGUGACCGUGACAGACCCCGAGACAAAGACCGUGACCGAGACCGAGACCGAGACCGAGAUAGGGAACGACGACGAGAUAGGGAUGACCGGGAACGUGAUCGCGACCGGGUUGGCCGCAGCAAAAGGUCGCGGACCCCCGAACGCAGCAGAUCCCGCCACGCCCGCUCUCCUGAUCGGUCUCGCUCCCGCUCCCCGGUCGACGACCGCUCCCACCGUCGCCGCCACCGUCACCACAACCGGACUCCGUCUCCUGAGUCCCGGAAGCGCAACCGUCGCGAGUCGACGGCCGAGGAUGAUAAAGAGCGUGAAAGGCAGAAGGCGGCUGUGUCUGACUUCGUUGAGGGGAUAGUCAGGGAGCAGCAGAAGCAGAGCGCCGGUAACGACGGCGGAGAGGUUGAGGUGGACGAAGGCCCUAACGAGGAUGAGAUUGAGAUGAUGAAGAAGCUUGGGAUUCCCGUCGGGUUUGACUCCACCAAGGGGAAGCAGGUUCCUGGAGCCGACGUGAGCGGCAUCAGACCCGUGACUAAGCGCCAGCCUCGGCAGUACAUGAACCGCCGUGGAGGUUUCAACCGCCCAUUGCCAGCCGAGCGCAACCGCUAGACUGAUGGCUGUAGGCCUGCUCCCAAUAUCAACCAGAAGCUUGAAAGCCAACAACUAAGAAACAUUUAGAGACAGCCAUGUAAGACUGAGUUUUUUGUUUUGUUUUAAAAUACAAUGCCUUUCAUAUGAGUAGCUAGCUACUUUUGAGACAGGUUUUUUUGCCGCAGUAUUGGACAGUUGAACACUUGAACUUGGUUUAUUUUAAGUAGCAUUAUAGUAAUGGAUAUUGAAAAUAGAAGUAGCAAAGCAA
Messenger RNA from Humulus lupulus (European hop), 950 nucleotides. RefSeq lists its product as uncharacterized. Lineage: Eukaryota; Viridiplantae; Streptophyta; Magnoliopsida; Rosales; Cannabaceae. The transcript has 2 exons. Bases 68 to 700 code for a protein of 210 amino acids. Gene Ontology annotation, cellular component: precatalytic spliceosome. The record is from RefSeq and is a predicted model, not a curated record. Gene Ontology annotation, biological process: RNA splicing.